Messenger RNA from Amphibalanus amphitrite, 1640 nucleotides. RefSeq lists its product as uncharacterized. Bases 88 to 450 code for a protein of 120 amino acids. The record is from RefSeq and is a predicted model, not a curated record. The transcript is spliced from 4 exons. Lineage: Eukaryota; Metazoa; Arthropoda; Thecostraca; Balanomorpha; Balanidae.
CGGCGCUCCCAGUGCACGCCCGCCGCCGGUGCCGAGAGCAGCCCCACACACCUGCCGAGGGCCACAGAGGACAGCCUCGCCGACACAAUGGGGAACCUUGGAUCCAUCACAUGCCUGUUUUUACUGAUCGGCUCUGCCCUGGGCGGUGACAUGCUGCGGAAGUCGAUCGUGUUCAACCCGCGGACGCCAGACGUCUUCUACUGUCCGGUGCACAAGCCUAAGUCCUUCGACGACAUGCUGGUCAAGUCUCGGCCGCUGAGCAAGCUCUGCGAGUUCAAGGGCCGGCCUCUGCCGCCUGGCCACCAGUCGGAUUGCUAUGGAGACGUCGACGAGACAGAGUUCGCCUGCGCAGAAAAACACCGCAUCCUGGGCCGCCUCUCGCCACCGGGGCUGGAAAACUCGAUCGACCUGGGGCCCCACCUGGCCAGAAGUCUGCACAUGUGGCUCUAAGAUUGCCGCAGUGACCGCGUGCUUUGAUCGGAGCCGCACUAGAUGAAGCCGCAAACAACUCCAACGGCUACUAGAGUGACAUCUUCACAGCUUCGGCGGCUUCUGAAGCGACGUCUCACUGGUCGGACGGCUUUUGCAAAUCACCACCGAAGUCAACGCGCCCUAAAGACCUAAUAAACAAUACUUUCUACAACGGCAUCUAUACAGGUCCGAUGGCUACUAGAGCGACACCUAUAUAGGUCAGACGGCUCUUACAGCGACAUCUAUACGGUAUACAGCUUCAUAAUGGCGCUCAAUCUGGGCCUUGUUUCACAGCGCGCUACUAGCAUUUUCGGUUUCUAUAGAUUGGAACCGUAAACAAACCAGGACAAGCACAAUGAGAGUUUGUUGAUGCUUCCAUGAAAACCGAAAGCGCUAGUUGCUGCUGGCACCGGUAUCACCAGGGUGUGUUACUGUUGCCUACCGCAAAACAGGGCUGUUCCUCCGUUUAACGCUCAUCAACGUUCGGGUGCCCGAUGAGUUUGUGUUUUCCGAUGUCAAGCGUGCUGCGUGAUUGAUGGCGAGAUUAUAUUUUUCAUAUUGAGUUUUUUACCAUCAGCGCUAUUAACUUAUAAUAAUGUGAAUAUUGCAUGUGCAAUGAAGAUGUUAGUUCUAAAGGCCAUGGUGAAUAGGAUUCGCUUAUAAACACUAAUAUUUGCCAUUGUGCAUGCCGCGAACAGUAUGUACACUUACAGCUCGACAGGACUUAAAAAUUGGCCAACAAAUACAAAGCAAGUUUAAGGAACAUCCUGUUAUAUGUAUUAUAACACGGUUUGAUCGGUAACACUUUUCCAAUUAUGAUCAGUAGUGUUGGAGCUGUUACUUGUUUAAUGUGGUUAUCCAGGCCAAUAGUUUUUAAUGAACUUGUGUAUUUCGCAACAAAACACACUACAGGUGAAUGGUAUUAUCUAAGACAAUUUUUUACCAAUACAAGUUAUGAAGAGAUCAUAGGUAUUAGGCAUGCAUCUUUCUUAAUGAUUUUACAAACUGUCUGCUUACCCAAAUGUGGGUAUUCUUGCUUUAUAGUUUAUAGUCAUAGGAUUCAGGCUGAACUUGUGAACUCAGUGAAGUCCUUGAAUAAUUGAAAUUUAGUGGUCAUGUGUUUGGGACCGUAUUGAUUUUUGUAAAUACAUAAAAUAUUUACAUAUAAA